Molecule: messenger RNA, 2063 nt
Organism: Durio zibethinus
Lineage: Eukaryota; Viridiplantae; Streptophyta; Magnoliopsida; Malvales; Malvaceae
Product: protein PIN-LIKES 3-like
Biological process (GO): endoplasmic reticulum to cytosol auxin transport
Cellular component (GO): membrane
Source: RefSeq, a predicted model, not a curated record
UAGUGCCACUUCUUUGCUAUAUGGAUAUUCAUGGUUAGCUUGUUUACAAGCAUUGAAAAAUUAAACCUGAGUAACAUAAGGACUGUUUUACAGUCCAAUUUAAUAAGUUAGUUGAACCUGCUUCACAUCUUAAAAUAGUGACACCACCAGAUCAAUCUGCUGCUAGUAUUGAAGGUUAGACAGCUUCUUUAGGCUCUUCAGCACUGCAAAACUUUGAGUUGUUCUUCACUGUUGUUGACAAUCUGCAAUACUAUCCAUUCAAGGACUGAGUUUCUUGGCAAGGUCCUGUAAUGGAGUUACUGAAUUUGUUCAUUACAUCAUUGAUACCAGUUGUAAAAGUACUACUGGUUAUUGCUGUUGGCUUAUUCCUUGCAACGGAACGUAUUGAUCUUUUGGGAGCAAAUGCAAGGCACCAUUUGAAUAAUCUGGUAUUCUAUGUUUUCUUUCCUGCUCUGAUCGGCUGCAGUCUUGCUGAUACGAUCACUAUUGAGAAUUUGGCUACCUUGUGGUUUAUGCCAGUAAACAUCUUUAUCUCAUGUAUAAUCGGUUCAGCACUUGGAUGGAUACUUGUAAAGAUUACAAGAACUCCUCGACACCUAAAGGGCCUGGUAAUCGCUUGCUCUUCUGCAGCAAAUUUGGGAAACAUGCUUCUCAUCAUACUUCCAGCCAUAUGUGAACAGUCGAGCAGUCCAUUUGGAGAUUCAUCCACCUGCUCUGCAUAUGGAGAAGCUUAUGCUUCACUUUCUUUAGCGAUACAAGCAAUUUAUGUCUGGUCCAUUUUGUAUUUUAUCAUGCGGACUUCUGCAAACUGUGAAGUUGAAGAAAUCAAGGCAAAUGACUGUACAAUCAUUGUAAAGACUUCUGGACAAACCACAGAAAUACUCUCUGAGACUUGCGCAGAACCUUUACUUACUUCAAAUGGUUGCUCUGGUGACAACAUAUAUCAAGUUGACUUACCUCAAAUUAGGGAUGAGGGAAAUGAGAAGAUUUCAACUUUUGGAAAGAUCAAGCAAUGUUUUAUGACCGUUAUUAGAAGCAAGAGCCUGAAGAUGAUAUUUGCACCAUCUACAAUUGCUGCGAUUGUUGGGUUUAUUGUUGGAAUAGUCUCUCCAAUUCGAAACGCACUGGUUGGUGAUAGCGCUCCCGUUCAUGUCAUCUACAGCUCCAUAGAAUUGAUAGGAGAGGCAGGAAUCCCAUCCAUUACCCUAAUAGUGGGAGCAAAUCUUCUUAAAGGGUUGAAAGGGUCAGGAGUAGGAGCAUCCCUUAUCGUAGGCAUUAUUGUUAUAAGGAAUAUUCUGUUGCCUGUAUGUGGUAUUGUUGUUGUAAAAACUGCAAACUACUUGGGUGUGGUGGACUCAGACUCAUUUUAUCAGUUCACUCUUCUACUGCAGUAUGCAAUUCCACCCGCAAUGAACAUAGGUACCAUAAGCCAGAUGCUAGGAACCGGAGAGAGCGAAUUUUCUGUGCUUAUGCUCUGGAAUUAUGUUGUGGCAGCUUUCUCUCUCACGCUCUGGACAGCCUUCUACAUGUGGCUUGUCACUUAAGUCAGACUUUGGAAUCCUGAUCGAUCUUCAUGCAUUUAUUAAUGGUCCAAGGGAAUUAAGAAGCAUUCAUCUUAGUUCUUGUGGGCAGGGCAGUCCAAUCUACCAAGUCAUUAUUCAACUCAAAUCAAAAUCAAUUUAUUUUCCAAUUGCAUUUGAUAUACUCAAAUAUAACAUCAAAGCAGUCGUGACAUGAUGUUAUAUAUUCUCUUCCCUAGGUAAAAAAAUAAAAGCUCUUCCAUCUUUAUCACUGCUUGUGUUAUAUAAUAUAUACAUGUCGGCUAUAUGUGUAUGAGUUUGAAAUAUGAAUUCCACAAGCAAAAUCAUUCUAAUUCUCAUCACGUUGAAAUGAAUACCAGAAAAUGAGGAAAGACAAACCAGCCUUAGACGUAAUUAACCACUGAUGAACUUAGUUACUGAUUUGAAAACCAUUUUCUCUUUUGCUACAAAACAAAGGCGUCUUCACUAUUCACUCUUCUGAAUAGAAUUCUUUUAAUUUCCAAAAAUAGAGGGAGAAAGAAA